Glycine soja is the source of this 3553-nucleotide messenger RNA. Its product is annotated as serine/threonine-protein kinase D6PKL1-like. Gene Ontology annotation, molecular function: ATP binding; protein serine/threonine kinase activity. Gene Ontology annotation, cellular component: plasma membrane; cytoplasm; nucleus. Lineage: Eukaryota; Viridiplantae; Streptophyta; Magnoliopsida; Fabales; Fabaceae. The coding region runs from base 736 to 3243 and encodes 835 amino acids. The record is from RefSeq and is a predicted model, not a curated record. Gene Ontology annotation, biological process: protein phosphorylation. The transcript has 3 exons.
UUUGUUUUUGGGAUGGUUGUGGAUGCUUGAUUUUUCACUAACAUUUUUUUUUCUUGAUGAUGGUUUUUAAUUUGAUUGUAAUUUGUAAAGCUUUAACUUUUUUUUCUUUUGGUUUUUUAGCUCCUCUUUUGAAUUUGAUCCAUGGAGAGUAAAAUUGGUAAAAUGUAUUUGUACUUUUUUGUUUGUUUCAUGAGUUUUACUUUUUUUUGUUAAAAAAAAUCUUCUUCAAUUCUCUCUUUCAUUGAGCUUCCUUCUUCUCCUCUCGGCUUUGAAUCCAAAGUUUUUAUUUAUUUUAAUUUAAGCUCUAAUUCUGAUAUUAAUUCAAUGUUUUGAGUUGUGAGUUUUGAUCCUUUCUUUUUCCCUUAUAUCAACUCUCACCUUGUUUACCACUCUUCACAAAAUCAAUAAAAGUAUCCCACUUUCACAUUCACAUCUUCAAACGCCAAAUCUGAACAUAAUGGAGCUCCAUGCUUGUUCUCCUCCAUCAAGGAUGUAAAUGCUAGGGGUAGUCCAAGAGUGUGGCCUCAGGUUUGGAUGUUAUAAUCAAUAAAGAGAUUCAAGGCAACUAAAUGAUUCUGUGGAAUACUAUGACUGAAGAGAAAUCUGGAGGAUGCCCUUUGCGGUUUUUUUACUUGUGUGCAAUCCUCUGUGAAUACAUGUGAGAUAGUGGAAUCAAUAAAGAGAUUCAAGGCAACUAAAGCCGAGUUUCCCGUUUUUUGUUCGUCAACUUAUCAAAUGCAUCUAUCAAAUAUGGAUACCUCUGGUAAUACAUGUGAGAUAGUGGAAUCAAGGGAAGAGAUAAUUUCCGAGUUCAAAAUGGAUGAAAAGCCUGAGAGUAGUUGUGCUCACAAAUCAGGAAAGAAGUAUUCAAUUGAGGAUGAUAUUAAUCAGCUUUUCCAGGCUAUUGAAAUUAAAAGCUCAUCUAGAAGUCGUAGUUCAUCAAGUUUACAAAAGAGUGCUCUUAAAAGGCCAAUAAAAGUCACUUCAUCUCAGGCAUCAGGAAUUGGCAUCUCAGAGCCUGUAAGUUUAAAGCAGGCACUUAGAGGGUUGUGCAUCUCUCAGGCCUCAGAAAUGGCUGCUUUGAAGAGACUGACUAAGCCAUGCAGUUCAUCUAGAGUAUCAGAGGCGGGCACCAUCAAAAGGUUGUACACAGCAGUGGUAGACGAGGGGAAAGGGAACUUGGUUGAAAUCUCUCUAGUACCAGAGAUAUCUGCACCUUCUGAUAAAUUGUCUGGUGUAACUAUAUCAAGUUCAAUUGAUAAUCAUUCUAGUCCUUUGGUUGAUGCAACAAAACCAAAAGAAAUAAAAACUGGGUUUUCAUCCCAAGAUCGGAUUGUUUCUCCACCAUUAGAGGUUGAGGGUGAGAAACCAAUCAUGGGGAUUGGAAAACCAAUACUUGCAAAUUUGUCACCAGUUGCCUCUGCAAGUGAAGAAGUGCCAGAGGUCAGAAUGGAUCCUGCUUCCUCAAGCAAAGCUUCUCUUGGUUCUUCAAUGUCAGAUAAGGGGCAUGAAGCAAAUUUACCUUCUGGAUCUUGUCCACCUAGCUCUAGCACUGGAAAUGGAGCAGACAAAUACACAAGCAGUAAUACAUGUUUGUCAAAGCCAAUAUUUAAUAACUUGAACUUCCUUAAGAAAAAAGUAAAGCAAGAUUUAAGUUCUGCCGCGAGUUGCUCUACUCCAUGUACUAGUAAUUUGGACAAGGAGGGUGGCAAUUCUGAUUUUAAGCAUGAAAUGAAAGAUAAUGCGAAACAGUCUCCUUGCAGUUCAAAUCAUAGCAUUGAAGUUAACUCAAUUAAUGGUGGCACAGAUUCAAGCAAAUCUGGUUUCAGCUUGAAUUGCAAUAAGAGAACUAAGUUUUUGGUGACAAAAGUUGAUGAGAAAUCAAGAUCAAAGGAAAAGGGUGAGUACUCUCAAAGCUCAAAAAGUAGCAUUGGUGAAUAUAGUAGUAGCACAAGCAUCAGCGAGGAAAGCAGUCUAAGUAGUUCCAGUCGCGGUGGCCACAGGCCUCACAUGUCAAAACACUUGAGAUGGGAAGCUGUUCGUGCUGUUCAGCAGCAACAUGGUAAUUUAAAUUUGAAGCACUUUAAGCUUCUAAGGAGGCUUGGUAGUGGGGACAUUGGAACUGUUUAUCUUGCAGAACUAAUUGGUACAAGCUGCCUUUUUGCACUCAAAGUGAUGGACAAUGAAUUUUUGGCAAGUCGGAAGAAAAUGUUCAGGUCCCAAACUGAAAGAGAGAUCCUUCAGAUGCUGGACCAUCCAUUUCUUCCUACGCUGUAUUCCCAUAUUGCAUCAGAUAAGCUCUCUUGCUUGGUUAUGGAGUAUUGUCCAGGCGGAGAUCUGCACGUGCUGCGACAGAGGCAAUCAUACAAGAGUUUCUCGGAACAAGCGGCUAGGUUUUAUGUUGCUGAGGUUCUUCUUGCCCUGGAGUAUUUGCACAUGCUGGGAGUUGUAUAUCGUGACCUAAAGCCAGAAAAUAUCCUGGUACGAGAAGAUGGACACAUUAUGCUGACAGAUUUUGACUUGUCACUCAGGUGUUCUGUCAAUCCAAUGUUAGUCAAGUCAUCUUCACCUGACACAGAUGCUACAAAGAAGACGUCCAGUCCCUGUUCUGAGGCUAGUUGCAUACACCCUUUCUGUCUCCAACCGGAUUGGCAAGUUUCCUGCUUUACUCCCAUUCUGUUAUCUGCCGGAGCAAAAUCUCGGAAGAUGAAGGCUGACAUAGCUUCUCAGGCUGGUCCUCUGCCACAGCUUGUAGUGGAGCCUACCAGUGCACGGUCUAACUCCUUUGUUGGAACCUAUGAAUAUCUUGCUCCGGAGAUCAUCAAAGGUGAGGGUCAUGGGAGUGCAGUAGAUUGGUGGACUUUUGGUAUAUUUUUGUUUGAGCUUUUAUAUGGUAAGACUCCUUUCAAGGGCCAAUCAAAUGAGGACACAUUAGCCAAUGUGGUUUCACAAAGCCUUAAGUUCCCGGGUACUCCAAUAGUCAGUUUUCAUGCAAGAGAUUUGAUCAGAGGAUUGUUGAUAAAGGAUCCUGAAAAUCGAUUAGGUUCUGUAAAAGGUGCUGCUGAAAUAAAGCAGCACCCUUUCUUUGAAGGCCUGAACUGGGCUCUAAUACGGUGUGCAGCACCGCCAGAGCUCCCCAAGUUUCUGGAUUUUGGAAGUAGUGCUCCAUCUGUGGCUGCAAAUAAGGAGAAUGCAAAUGAUUUAGAGGAUAUAGAAGAUUGUGAAGAGUUUGAGCUGUUUUAGUUAGACUUGUCUUCUCUGCCCUUUCCUACCCCCCGUUUUCUUUUUCGUUUCUUCUUAUGAGGGGUGGGAAUUUGAAUUGAAGUUAACUUGGUUUUAAAACUUGAACUCAUCCAUAUAACACUUAGUAUAGCUUAUAGCAUAAAUGUAAUCCAAACCUUGUGACAAAUAGAUAGGUUAGUAUAUGUUUAUACUGUACUAGAAGUUGCAAAUCGAUAAAGGAAACAUGAGGAUUUCUUUGGUUUGUCUGCAGGCCAUUUCAGCUUCUAUAUGAUAUUAUCAAUGGAUAUUUCUAUCCCUUUUUUCAUUUGCC